UCUUAACAUUUUGAAACGACCGACGGCUGUUCACAGUGUAUUAACGUUGCAGCGUGCGUGUUGAGAUAAAAAGAGGGAUGGCAGACGACGAAGUUCAGGCGCUGCAAGGAAUCUUCUGUGGAGAUGGGGAGUUUGAAAUGUUACCACAUUCAGAUGGUGAAUGCCGUUUUUCCAUUUGUGUAACAUGUCAGCCACAGGGAAACACAGCAAUGGACCAAUCAGCAGACUCCUUGAAGAUUUCUUUGCAGUGCUACCUUCCAAUUGGCUACCCACAUGAACCUCCAGCCAUCUCAUUAGCAUGUGACAGCCUGACAAAACAUUCAGCCAAUCAGCUGCAAGAGGAACUUCAUGCAUAUGCAAAUUCCCUGGUCGGUCAGCCAAUGAUCAUGGAGCUUAUAUACUGGCUGCAAGAACAUGAAAUCAAGUCCACAACUAAAACUGCAUUGGCUAAACAUCAGGAAACAAUUUCAGGAAAAGACAGCAGCACACCGCAUGUUGCCAUCCUUCACAUUGAUCACAUGCGAUCUCGAGUCCGUUACAUCAAAACCCUGGUCAGCUGGGCAUCAGAGCUCUCUCUGAUUGGUCGACUCCUGUUUCUGCAUCAACUCAUCCUGGUCAUGCUCAUAGGCAGUGAGGACUGUGUCAAGGAUUUUCUGGUAAGACUGCGGACACAAAAGGUUGACAUUGAUUCCAAUGGAAGAAGCUGCAAAGAACGGAUGAUGACAGUGCUGAUGCAGGGAUCGCAUCCUAGACCCUCAGAUAUAACAAGCAGGUUGGGUGAUUUCCAAGUCCACGAGUGUUCAACCUCAACAGAGCUGGAAGAAGUCUUUAUAGGAGCGGGUUUACUAGAUGUCUACAAGAAUGCAGUCUUGCCGAAGUUUCCUCAUCUUCACAGAUCAUCUGGAAAAAGCGUCAGCAACAGAUGAUAAAGAAUAAUUUACACAUUUAAUUUAUUUGUAAAUAAAACUGGAUUUGAAUAUUUAUGCGUAAAAUAAUGAUGUGCCUGCAAUUGUAUCUAUACCUUUAUUUUCUUUGUGCCCCAAAAGUAUAUCAACGAACAUGAAAUAAAAGUUCUCCUGAGAUUUGAA
Patiria miniata (bat star) is the source of this 1088-nucleotide messenger RNA. Its product is annotated as RWD domain-containing protein 3-like. Lineage: Eukaryota; Metazoa; Echinodermata; Asteroidea; Valvatida; Asterinidae. The transcript has 5 exons. Bases 78 to 926 code for a protein of 282 amino acids. The record is from RefSeq and is a predicted model, not a curated record. Gene Ontology annotation, molecular function: protein binding. Gene Ontology annotation, biological process: positive regulation of hypoxia-inducible factor-1alpha signaling pathway; positive regulation of protein sumoylation.